Coregonus clupeaformis (lake whitefish) is the source of this 6316-nucleotide messenger RNA. RefSeq names its product leucine-rich repeat extensin-like protein 3. The record is from RefSeq and is a predicted model, not a curated record. NCBI's taxonomy places the organism in Eukaryota, Metazoa, Chordata, Actinopteri, Salmoniformes, Salmonidae. The transcript has 2 exons. The coding region runs from base 2326 to 3426 and encodes 366 amino acids.
CCUUUUUGGCGUUGGGGGCUUGAGGUUGACCCCCAGCUCUGCCAUAUUGUCAAUGGAAAAAGAACAAUCGGAUAAAAGAUCUAUAAAGUAGGAGGGAGAAAUGUUUAAAGCUUUGGACAAAAGAGAAAAGAGAAAAAGGUAGUUCUGACAGUUUCUGGUCAUCAUCAUAGGGGGCACAGAGGACAUCCUCAGUAUGCAGUCAUCAAUAGCGUUGGCACUGUAGAAGUCUUUCAUCAGUACUAUAUCUAUGCGUUUGAAAUAGAAUACUGUGGAUCUGUGUACAUCAACUUUACCAUUUCAAAAGGAAGCAAACACGAUAAAGAUCCAAGAUUCUUUAUAAAGUUUAUUGGCUUUUAAAACCACUUUAAAAAUCUCACCAGUGAGUACUUUCCAUUGAAAAAAAAGAAACAUGAAUGCUUUGUUUUGCCAUAUCAACAAGCUACUGUACAUAUGACACAGUACACCAGACAACAACAGAGGGAGGGAGAUUCUUCUACUGGUAGAAAUGGAUAGGAUAGAUGAACUGAGUUGGUACUGGCUCAGUGUCAGUCAGAACUCACAACGUACAGAGUCACUGCAGAUGGAACCAUAGAAUCAUUAGAAUUCAUUCUAAUUCUACAGUUGGAACUCCUGUACAUCUUAAGAUGGAGGUUCAUUUUCCUUCAUUUAAAGAUUGAAUUCAAAUAUCAGUGCCAUAUAGUAGAAUGCCAAAAAUCUAGAUUUUUUAAACAACAUAUUUCUUUACAAAUGCUAAAUUUAAAAAAGUAUGUAAAAAAUAAAAACAUAAGUCAAUCAUUAACGAAACAUAGCUCCAUACAUACAGAACAAUAUUAAUUUAUAUUAAGUAAACAGCCCACAAUGUAAAAUAAUGUAACUUACUGUAAUUAAGUAACUACAGUAGCACUGCCAGUCAGGUACACAGAACCCACCCAACUCACUGUAAUUAAGUAACUACAGUAGCACUGCCAGUCAGGUACACAGAACCCACCCAACUCACUGUAAUUAAGUAACUACAGUAGCACUGCCAGUCGGGUACACAGAAUCCACCCAACUCACUGUAAUUAAGUAACUACAGUAGCACUGCCAGUCAGGUACACAGAACCCACCCAACUCACUGUAAUUAAGUAACUACAGUAGCACUGCCAGUCGGGUACACAGAAUCCACCCAACUCACUGUAAUUAAGUAACUACAGUAGCACUGCCAGUCAGGUACACAGAAUCCACCCAACUCACUGUAAUUAAGUAACUACAGUAGCACUGCCAGUCGGUUAAACAGCACCCUCCCUUACCAUAGCAGACAGUUGUUACCUUAAUAAGUGUGCAUCCCAAAUGGCACCCUAUUCUUAUAUAGUGCACUACUACAGUUCUGACCAGGUCAAAAGUAGUGCCCUAUAUAGGGAUUAGGGUGCCAUUUGGGAGGCACAUAAGAAUACAAAGUAGUACAAUAGAAAUCAUGAACACAUGCACGCCUACGUAAUACAAUCAUUUAUCAACAUAAUGAAACAUGUAGGUUUUCAAAAGGUUUUUCAUCAUUUUAAACAUGUAAUUUUUCCUCAAAGCUUAGAUUAUAUUCUCGUGUAUGAGAAUGAGUCAAUCUCACUGAGAUUAUUAUUAUUAUUAUUAUUAUUAAUGCACAGUUUUUUUUGCUACAUGACAAUUAUAGUAGUCAUUUUCUACAUGAGAAUUCUUUUCUUUUUUCCUUUCUUUCUUAGAUAUUUUUUUGGCCCUUCAUUCAUCAUUCCAUCGUUACAUUUGUCCAUUAUAAGGUUUGUGACAAAGCCAUGUUUCAUAUCAUAGAAAUUUAGUGCAAUAAAAGUGAACCUCCAAAGUUUGUUGGUUGAAAACAUGAACCUCCUUUGACAUGUCUUUCCAGUGUCUGUCUGCUGAAAGGUUCUGAGCACAAUGUCUAUAGAAUCGAUGAUGUCACACAGAAAGGUAUGCAACCAGCUAAUAUAUCAUAUCACAACUCUUUUUUUCUAUUUUCUUAUCAAUAAACCAUGCUAUUGUUCUCGCUCAAAGCACACAUCAGAGCCCUAUUAUUAUUAUAAUUAUCUUUGAAAGGAAAGUCAAAUACAUCAGCAAACCAGAGACCAAACGGACAGCAUUACUUUUACAAAUACAUCGAGGAGCCAGAAAUGCAACACACAACACACAGUCUCUAUUAUCUUGACUAUUAUACAUUUUGUUUAGCUUUUUUUUUUCCAUUCUUUAAUGGCACAUAGACUUACUUAGCUAGAAUUAUGGCCAUAAUAUAGCAGUCUUCUUGAUACAUUACAAUUCUACAUAUCUAUCCUAUUUACAAAUGAACAGAGCUUUAAUUUGACUAUGACUUUUACAACAAUAACAAUUGCCAAAAUUCAAGCAAGCAUCCUAGUAUUAUCACAUAGCUGGCUGGCUAGCAGUGAUGGAUCCAACAACAUGCUGUCUGGCCCAGUGUUGCCUAGGCAACAACAAGGACCUCCUCCACCAGACAUCUACAUGCUGCUGUCUGGCCCAGUGUUGCCUAGGCAACAACAAGGACCUCCUCCACCAGACAUCUACAUGCUGCUGUCUGGCCCAGUGUUGCCUAGGCAACAACAAGGACCUCCUCCACCAGACAUCUACAUGCUGCUGUCUGGCCCAGUGUUGCCUAGGCAACAACAAGGACCUCCUCCACCAGACAUCUACAUGCCGCUGUCUGGCCCAGUGUUGCCUAGGCAACAACAAGGACCUCCUCCACCAGACAUCUACAUGCCGCUGUCUGGCCCAGUGUUGCCUAGGCAACAACAAGGACCUCCUCCACCAGACAUCUACAUGCCGCUGUCUGGCCCAGUGUUGCCUAGGCAACAACAAGGACCUCCUCCACCAGACAUAUACAUGCUGCUGUCUGGCCCAGUGUUGCCUAGGCAACAACAAGGACCUCCUCCACCAGACAUCUACAUGCUGCUGUCUGGCCCAGUGUUGCCUAGGCAACAACAAGGACCUCCUCCACCAGACAUCUACAUGCUGCUGUCUGGCCCAGUGUUGCCUAGGCAACAACAAGGACCUCCUCCACCAGACAUCUACAUGCUGCUGUCUGGCCCAGUGUUGCCUAGGCAACAACAAGGACCUCCUCCACCAGACAUCGACAUGCUGCUGUCUGGCCCAGUGUUGCCUAGGCAACAACAAGGACCUCCUCCACCAGACAUCUACAUGCUGCUGUCUGGCCCAGUGUUGCCUAGGCAACAACAAGGACCUCCUCCACCAGACAUCUACAUGCCGCUGUCUGGCCCAGUGUUGCCUAGGCAACAACAAGGACCUCCUCCACCAGACAUCGACAUGCUGUACACAGAUUUUCAAAGCUUCUCAUCUUUUUGUUUCUCCCCCCAAAACGCAACAAAACUCCUUACAGUUAUACGGCGCGUUCCAAAACGGCACCAUAUUCUCUAUAUAGUGCACUACUUUUGACCAGGGUCCUAUGUGUCCUGGUCAAAAUCAGUGUGCUACGUAGAGUACCAUUUUGGGGAUGCGCACCAAGUUAUAUGUGUUUCUCUUCACUGAUAACAUGGUCUCUAGGAGUGCAUGGAUGAUUAUAAAUCCCACGUAUAGCAACCUCUUACGAUAUUAUCACUUCUAACGUAAAAUUACUGCCGUUCUUUGGUAUGGAAAUAAGGCUGGGCUUUCUGAAAGACGAUUCACGAUUCGUUUGUAUCUAGAUCUUAAGUUGACAUCAUCAAACUCCACAAACCAAAUCUAUGCAAAUAUCUUUGCAGCCUCUGUUGCCUUCAAUGACACAUUUAGCCAUCUCCAUAUCCUUUAUAUAGGGUGAGUCCCAGAUGGCACCCUAUUCACUGUAUAGUGCACUACUUUUGACCAGGGCCCUGAUGAAAAGUAGUACACUAACUAGGGAAUAAGGUGCUAUUUGGGACACAUAAAUAUUUUUCAAGCCUGUGAGUGACACUCUGGCCACUGAAACGUGUGUCCGCCUGUCUUGACAUUUUUCUCCAUCUACAACUGAUACUAAGUAAGGGCACACACAGUGUGGUUUAUUUUAUACAGCAUGGAUGCAUUAAGUGACACUGCAAAUAAAAAAAGAACCAUAAGAAAUAGUAUUGAAAACAUUAUCAGAGUUUAUACAGCUGCCUUGAUGGUGAAUGGUGAAGCUCUGGAUGGUUCUAGAUCCAGAAUCUGUUUGGUUCUAGAAUCGCUUCUAGAAUGUGCAGAUUCCAUGUACUACUAUACUAUUAUCCACAGUCAGUCUGUAAAGAUGGCGUAAGGUCUUGGACUUUGGAAAUAAGGCAGCCAAGUUUGUCGUUGCUUCCCUUCCUAGGAGUGUCAUAUUGUUUCUUCCCCAGAUAGAAUACCAGUACUAGCGAAUCACCCCAUCGUCCUCCCGUUACCACGUAUUGAACGGUACAAAAGUAGCACAGGCUUUGAAAUGUAAGAUUUCACUGUGGGAUAACGCUGUUCAGAUAUGAACCAGUACCAUUGAUUUGGUAUAAUGAUAAUGUAUGAUGAAGAUAAUGUCUUAAAUUCAGCACCUGGUAGCUCCCAGAUGGUUGCUACCCAUUUAGUAUUCGGAUAUGGCAGGCAAAUGUACUGCUAAAAUGUAAUGUCAUUAAGUUGCCUACUGAUUCCAAUAUUGUAUUUUUCUGUUUGGAUUCACUUUUGAAACGCAUUCUUCUAAAACAGGAUACAACAUCCUACAGCAAACAUUUUUGGUGAAGUUCAUUUGUGUGUUUGUGUGAUUGUGUGUGUGUGAUUGUGUGUGUGAUUGUGUGUUUUUGUGCCAGAAUUCCUAUGUAUUAGGUGAUUUCUGAACAUAUUGCAUUGUUGAAUGAGUAGACAUAAAAUGGAAGAUAUGGUUUAACUUUGUGGUGUUCAUCAUACCUUGGGAAAUCUAUCCCUUACAACAAGUCUGCCACCGAAAUGCCUCAGCGGGCCCUGGUCAAAAGCAGUGCACUAUGUAGGGAAUAAGCCCAUGUCUCACGGCAUACUUUAAAAUCCCUUCUAAUACUUGAAAUGCACUCAUUUUUGAUUUCAUUGGAAGGUGAAAUGAAGUGGUACUGUGAUUCAGAUAACAACAAUAACAGUGCUAUAAAGCAGCGUGUCAGUAGGACAGGUUAGCUAACAGUGCUAUAAAGCAGUGUGUCAGUAGGACAGGUUAGCUAACAGUGCUAUAAAGCAGCGUGUCAGUAGGACAGGUUAGGCUAACAGUGCUAUAAAGCAGCGUGUCAGUAGGACAGGUUAGGCUAACAGUGCUAUAAAGCAGCGUGUCAGUAGGACAGGCUAACAGUGCUAUAAAGCAGCGUGUCAGUAGGACAGGUUAGGCUAACAGUGCUAUAAAGCAGCGUGUCAGUAGGACAGGUUAGGCUAACAGUGCUAUAAAGCAGUGUGUCAGUAGGACAGGUUAGGCUAACAGUGCUAUAAAGCAGUGUGUCAGUAGGACAGGCUAACAGUGCUAUAAAGCAGCGUGUCAGUAGGACAGGUUAGGCUAACAGUGCUAUAAAGCAGCGUGUCAGUAGGACAGGUUAGGCUAACAGUGCUAUAAAGCAGCGUGUCAGUAGGACAGGCUAACAGUGCUAUAAAGCAGCGUGUCAGUAGGACAGGUUAGGCUAACAGUGCUAUAAAGCAGCGUGUCAGUAGGACAGGUUAGGCUAACAGUGCUAUAAAGCAGCGUGUCAGUAGGACAGGCUAACAGUGCUAUAAAGCAGCGUGUCAGUAGGACAGGUUAGGCUAACAGUGCUAUAAAGCAGCGUGUCAGUAGGACAGGUUAGGCUAACAGUGCUAUAAAGCAGCGUGUCAGUAGGACAGGUUAGGCUAACAGUGCUAUAAAGCAGCGUGUCAGUAGGACAGGCUAACAGUGCUAUAAAGCAGCGUGUCAGUAGGACAGGUUAGGCUAACAGUGCUAUAAAGCAGCGUGUCAGUAGGACAGGUUAGGCUAACAGUGCUAUAAAGCAGUGUGUCAGUAGGACAGGUUAGGCUAACAGUGCUAUAAAGCAGCGUGUCAGUAGGACAGGUUAGGCUAACAGUGCUAUAAAGCAGUGUGUCAGUAGGACAGGUUAGGCUAACAGUGCUAUAAAGCAGUGUGUCAGUAGGACAGGCUAACAGUGCUAUAAAGCAGCGUGUCAGUAGGACAGGUUAGGCUAACAGUGCUAUAAAGCAGCGUGUCAGUAGGACAGGUUAGGCUAACAGUGCUAUAAAGCAGCGUGUCAGUAGGACAGGUUAGGCUAACAGUGCUAUAAAGCAGCGUGUCAGUAGGACAGGUUAGGCUAACAGUGCUAUAAAGCAGUGUGUCAGUAGGACAGGUUAGGCUAACAGUGCUAUAAAGCAGCGUGUCAGUGGGAGUGUUUAGGCU